Notodromas monacha is the source of this 4142-nucleotide messenger RNA. The record is from the annotation of a GenBank genome assembly. Lineage: Eukaryota; Metazoa; Arthropoda; Ostracoda; Podocopida; Cyprididae.
AUGAAUGCCCGGUCCCAGUCGUUCCACUACGCCGUCGAGAUGGGCCAGGCCGAAGAAGUCUGCCUGGCCAUGUUCCACACGCUGUUGUUGCACAGGACGCAGGGCAAGAUCCACUUUCGCCAGGGUUCCACGCGGAGUAUUGGCGCCCUGGGGUUUCAAGACGUGGACUGUGACCUCAUCGACUUCACCUACGUUAGGUGUGCGAGUCCGAUGCUGUGUGACAGAGUCAGUGGAUCCGUUCGGUGCUUCGUGGACGACAUGCAGAGGUCUGGAGCCAAGUGUGGCCAGAUUUCGCUCGAGUUUUACAAGAAGAAUAAGAGUAGUUUCUGGAACCCGGACUCGAUUCCGUGGGAGGUGUGGACCGUACGUCUCACCGUUUCUAGUUUCACGACGGAAAACGACCGUCAGUUGUGUAGAGAGGAGUUGAGCGAGUUGCUGGCGGACGGGGUGUUGAACGUGGCGGAAAGCAUAAGCCGGAGUGAUUUGUACGUGCCGACCUAUUCUACCGCCGAUGACCUGGAAUUAUUUUUCGAAACCGGGUUCCCGGACGUUCAGCCCUUCCUGUUCCGCAUCAUGCACCGGACGGACGAGACGGGAAAGCCCUCCAUGUCGUCGGCCAUGUUUGUCAGCCCAAGGUUGAAACUGCGACAUCAACCCGGAAAAGGCGAUCCAUUUGCGGAACUCAGAAUCACGGACGAUUCUUUUCUGGGCGAAAUUUCGUCCAGGUCUGAGUGCGACGAGUGUCUUAAAUCCCGGCGUUACUUCUGUUAUUCCUGUCGCACCGCAUUACCAUGCAUUCGCGGAAGAGUCCCAAAAGUUAAUUUACCUCUUGAUGUUCAUAUUGUGAAGCAUCCCGGCGAAAUUGAUGGUAAAUCCACUGCUAUUCAUGCUGCUGUGAUCGCUCCGGAAAACGUUAGGAUUUUCACUUACCCGGAUUUCCCGGAUUAUGAGGAUGACGGCAGUGUUGUGGUUGUGUUUCCGAGGAAACCCGGAGAUAUAAUGGAGGAAGAAAGUGUACCCGUGGGGGAUUUGCUGUGUUUGGAUCCUCCUGAAAAUGACGAUAUCGUGGAAACGCACGAAAAUCCUGGUGAAAUUAAUGCUGAUGUCAACGGGAUUUCACAGGCGGAAAAUGAGGAACCUUCAGGGUCUUUAAAUCCAUCAUGUGACCAGACGUUGAAACCUUCAAGAAGUCGCAGUUUGGGAGAUCAACACUGCCGCGAAGCCCUGAGUGUGGAAAACGAGCUUUUGCGAACUGAAAUCGACGGUUGGCGUCUCAAAUUCGCCGAUUUGGAAAGCAAAACGCAGGCUCAGUUUUCCUUGCUUGAAAACGACUUGAUGGCCCGCAUAGCUGGUCUCGAAACGGAGAAGAGAAAGAACUUGGAAAGUAGUCAUGCGUUGCAGAAGCAGUUUGCAGCAAGAAGGAAGAUUUUGCAGUCGAAAAUACGAAAUAACAUCUCGGUUUUGCGCGGGAAGCUGGACGGUGUUGCCGAACGGAUCGGGAAGAUUCCUGUGGAAUCUGCAGAGACAAAAAAUUUGUUGGAUGCCGUUGCUAAAAAAUUUGCCGCCGAGUUUGAGUCUUUCCAGACAGAGGUCGCUGCUAGGGAAGCUGAACUUGAGGCGAAAAAUUCUGCUCUGCUGUCGGAAAUGAGCGGCAUGAACACAGUCAUCAAACAACGCGGAGAGCGCCUAACUCAAUUGGAGGCCAAAGAAGAAGAGCUGCAAGCUGAGAUUUCGAGGUUGCGAGCGGAUCGAUCGACACGAGUCGACUGUAGCGUGUCGGUGCAAACGACGGAGACUCGUCAUGGGAUGACGGAACCGGAAGAGAGAACGGAAACCGGAAGCACGGCCACGUCAGAGAUCUCCGAGAAGGACCAGGCUGCGAGAAUGCGAGAAGUUGACGCCUCGUUGGAAGAGUACACGCAAAAACUGAAGCUGAUGGCGAUUCGGCAGAAGAAGAAAAUUGUUGAAUUGGAGGCCGAGAGGCGGACUCUGGUGGCUGAGGCGGAAAAGACUAAGAGUACUCAGGCCAUGAAAUUCCAAGCGGAAAUGGACAAGCUACAAGAUGCAUUGGAUUCGAAAACAGACGAACUGAAAUCCAUUCGAAAGGAUUUUGAAAACGCUGCUAAUAGGAUUUCAACAGAUUCCAAGGCUUUAGCAGAAGCUUUGGAGUUGAAGGACAAACUAUCUGCGGAAUUGAACUCCCUGGUGAAGAUCGAGGGCCAGUUGACCAAAGAAAAGAAGGAGUUGGAGGCGAAGUUGCUUGUUGCUGAUCAAACAGCUUCGGAAAGGGGAAAAGCUUUGGAUUUGAAAACGUCUGAGCUGGACUCUGCAUUGAGAAAACUGAGUGACUCAGAAAUCAAAGCUUUCAAACUCGAGGAAACCGUCAAGGCGAUCGAGAAAGACGGCGACCAAGCGAAAAUCAUGAGAUCUCAAGUGGAAGACCUGGAGAAAACCGUGUCGGACCUGACUAGAAAGUUGGACGAGAGUAAAGAUGCAGCUGUGGUGAUGGAGUCUGCUUUGAAGAAGGCCGGCAUGGAACUCAAAACUGCUACUUCGAAUUUAACCAAGGAAAAGGAGAAAUGUAACAAUUUCCAGGAUACAGUUGCGAAAUUAAAAGCCGAACUGCGGGAAAGUUUGAGACUUGAGGGUGAAUUGAGGAAUUCCAAAUCUCAGCUGACUGCAGAGCUCGAAGAGUUGAUGCGAAUGAACGAGUCCCUCAAGAGGGAAAUGAACUCUGUGCACUUGGAUGCCGAGGAAGUGAAGGAAAUGGCUCGUCAGCGCGAAUCCGAACUGGAAAGCGAACUCGCUGUCCUCAAGGACUCGUCUGAGACCUGGAAACUAGAGCUGGAAACCGCCCGAAAAUCCCUUCACACCCUCACCACGGAAUACGAGUCCUACAAAACCCGCGCCAAAUCCGUCCUCCGCCAACACAAGCAACUUAAGGAAGAUCUCCAACGUCGGGACGCCGCAGAAGAAUCUUCACAGGCUCAAGAACGCGAGCGAAUACAGACGGAGUUUCUGGAAAAGAUGGAGUCUUUGUCCAGGGAGAAGCGAUUGUCAGAGGCCGUGUUGAACCAGUUGAGUGUGGAAAAGGCGGAUCUAGCUUUACUUCUAACUACGAAAGACGCCGAGUUGAUGGCCUUGUCGGAGACGAAGGCGGAUCUCCAGUCUCGGCUCUGCAUCGCAGAAGACGCAGUGCGCAGCUUGGACGCGUCGCUGCAAGAAGAGCGCUUGAGCAAGAAGCUCAUGCUGGACGCCAUGACAGUGCCGCCGACCGAGAGCCAGAGUCCAGUCACAGAGCAGAUGCUGCAGCAGCAACAGCCGCCGCCUUUAGUAAUCGACAUGUCGACUGUGGAACGGGAAGAAGGCGAAGGAUCUGAAAGUGUGACGACGCCGUUCACGGAUCCCAAUACUCCCAUUUACAAAUUCAUCCACGGCGGCGUUUCCUCGCUUUCCGCGACGAGUCCCACAAAGUUGAUGCCUUUGGACCAGCUGCUGAAUUCCAAUGAGGCGGAGUAUGACAAGUUUUCCGGGAGGAGGAGAAGAGAGUCGAAUCCGACUGGUGACACGAUGAAACGGUUUGAGGAGCAGGAGGAGUUGGUGAGGGAAUUGAAGGUGUCGAAUGCGGAGUUGCGGAAGAAGGCGAAUCAUUUGACGUCGCUGUUGAACGACUCUGAGGAGACGAAUGCCAAGUUGGCUGAGAUGACUGAGGUGUUGAAGGAGGAGAUUCGGAAGGAGCAGAGGAACCACGAGCGGCAGAAGCAUCUGGAGCAGACUGAGUACAUCAAGAAUGUUUUCUUCAAGUUUCUUACACUGAAAGCUGGGAAUGAAAGAGAGAGAUUGAUCCCUGUUCUGACAACGCUUCUGAAGUUGAGCCCUGCUGAGAAGAACUGCCUUGUGUCUGUGGCCAAAGGAAUUGAUCUGGAGGCAGUUCAGCAGGCAGGUUGGGGUUCAUAUUUAGGUUUGUGGAAGCAGUGAAGGAGUGAUGGGAUUGCGUAACUUAUUUUGCACUCGGCUGUGUACCUGUUUGUUUCAAGCUAUCGCUUCUUUUCUUUGAUCACAUGUUGACGUCUUAUUUUUUUUGUGGGUGAUAUGACGGUUGUUCGAUCAGCAAUGAAUUUGACCAAUGGAAAAAUGAAAUA